AAUGGAUACUUAUAGAAUGGUCUUUCGUUUUUUACAAUCUACAUCUACACGAAAACUUUGAUCUUGCCUCUGUAAUGCAUCAAGAACGAGCAACCAUGAUACUGUUUUAGGUCGCCUCGAUUUUCUACAUUUUCUCUCAAAAUGAAAGAGGGAAAAAAGAUCACCUUUUCUCGCGAUAAGAAAGAAGAAGAAAGAAUUUUCUUCAACCCCACGUUCCCUGAGUCAUGAAUUCUGAGAUUUUGGAAAUUUUACCAGAGCAGAAAAAAAAAAACGAUUUUGUACCAUGGAGGGCAAGAGCAAAGUAGGAAAAAGAAAUGAAGUUUGGCCACGAAUGGAUCCAUCGCGGAGAAAGAAAGAAAGAAAGAAAGAAAGAAAGAGAGAGGGGUUGCAUCAGACUUCAGAGGGUGCUUGUAGUGGGUGAAGAAAAAGUAGGAGAUGUCGUCUCUAACUGUUCCUGCCGUGUCUCCUUCUCCUCUUGAAGACGCCGUUAAACUUCACCAAGCUUUCAAGGGUAUUUUCUCUCUCAACUAAUUUCUUUCUCCUUUUUCUUUCCAGUGUUCCAAACUAUCUACAUCUUAUGGUUCAAUACUUCAAUUGGUGAUGGGCUAUGACCAUGUUGUGUUCAUCCAUUUAUGAGCAAAUGAUCUUAUUAUUUGGUUUAUUUCUAAUGCCUCUGCAGGGAAAGAUGGCCAAUGGUAGAUUAGUAAUGGGCUUUGUUACGGACUUGGAUUGUUUUAAAGCCAUCCUCAUCUUCCUGUACAAAGCUUUUCUGUGAUUAAACUCAUACAUAUUCAAUUGGACUAGACACCCUGAGCUUGUAACAACAUGGAUUUGGCUGUGGCAAGGGUCAAGUUAUCAGUGUCCUUGCUCAUCGCAAUGCAACACAACGUGCUCUCAUCCAACAAGAGUACAAAACCACCUAUUCUGAUGACUUGAUGGAGCGGCUAGCUGCAAAGCUUAGUUGUGGUCUCAAGAAAGCAGUUUUACUCUGGAUGCAUGAUCCUGCUGAACGUGAUGCAGAAAUUCUUCGAGAGGCAUUGAGUGGUUUUAUUGAUAUGAAAGCUGUAAUUGAGGUAAUAUGUUCUCGUGCCCCUUCCCAGAUACAGCAAUUAAAACAAUUUUACCAUUCCAAGUUUGGUGACCUUGAGCAAGAUAUUGAAUGUAAAGCUUCUGGUGCUUCAAAAGAACUAUUGCAAGCAUAUAUAAGGAAGACACACUAUGAAGGUCCAGAAGUUGAUAGAAUGUUGGCAGCGAAGGAUGCCGAUGCUCUUUUUAAUGCAGGAGAGAAGGAAUCAGGAACUGAAGCAAAGCCCUUCAUUCAGAUUUUCAGUGAACGGAGUAGAGCACAGUUGGCUGCUACUAAUCUGCUUUACCAUAACAUGUAUGGGAUCUCCCUGAAACAGGCAAUAAAGAAGGGAACAUCCAGAAAAUUUCAGUUUGCUCUUUUGACGAUCCUACGUUGUGCAGAGAAUCCUUCUAAGUACUUUGCAAAGGCACUGUAUAAGACAAUGAAGGGUUUUGGAACAGAUGAAAAAACACUAACAAGGAUUGUUGUGACCAGGACUGAGAAUGAUAUGCAGCUUAUAAAGGCAGAGUACCAGAAGAAAUUCAAAAAGACACUGGUCGACGCUGUUUACUCUGAUACUUCGUGCCAUUAUAGGACCUUUCUUCUCUCUCUUUUGGAUCCUGACCAGUAGCCACCCAUCAUACAUGGGUGGUAGUGUAAAUAUCAUAUAGUCAAUUGGGAUUGCAAGGGAUGCUUGCUGUAAAAGGAUGAUGAAAAUAAACCUCAAUUUUCUGUUGCAAAUAUACAUAUUGAGAGUUGAUCUAUCAUCAUCUUUGUGAGUGAGUGGUGGGCUUCUGCUUCUGUGGCCUAUGGUGCUUGAACUUGCCCUGCUCUUGAUAAUAAAUGGGAAUAUUAAACAUUGUUUCA
This is a messenger RNA of Macadamia integrifolia, 1933 nucleotides long. Its product is annotated as annexin D5-like. The transcript has 6 exons. Gene Ontology annotation, cellular component: cytoplasm. NCBI's taxonomy places the organism in Eukaryota, Viridiplantae, Streptophyta, Magnoliopsida, Proteales, Proteaceae. Gene Ontology annotation, molecular function: calcium-dependent phospholipid binding; calcium ion binding. Bases 936 to 1697 code for a protein of 253 amino acids. The record is from RefSeq and is a predicted model, not a curated record.